Molecule: messenger RNA, 1113 nt
Organism: Chaetura pelagica (chimney swift)
Lineage: Eukaryota; Metazoa; Chordata; Aves; Apodiformes; Apodidae
Gene: RBM34
Product: RNA binding motif protein 34
Exons: 10
Coding region: 1-1113 (370 amino acids)
Molecular function (GO): RNA binding
Source: RefSeq, a predicted model, not a curated record
AUGGGAUACCUGGUGCAUGAGAAUAAGAAAAGGAAGCGUGCAGAAGUGGAGAAAGUGUCGGAAGAUCCGAGCUCCCCUGUUGCACAAGAACCUCCUGUAAAAGCGAAGAAAGCCAGAAAGAAGGAGUUUUCAAAAGCAGAGAAGAAACUGGCAAACAGAGAGAGCGCUUUGGAGCAGGCAGAUGAAGAAGAGGAGCAAAAAGUGUCUCAAAACAAAGUGAAGAAGAAAAAAAGAGGUUCUCAGGCCGUCCCCAAAAGUGCUGUUAACUCAGAUACAGGCACAACUGUAAAACAACGAAAGGAGAAAAAGGUGUUUGAUGAAGCAGUAAACAGAAGAACAGUGUUUGUUGGAAACCUGCCUGUCAGCUGCACUGUUCAGGAACUGAAGUCUCUCUUUAAAGAGUACGGACAAAUAAAAUCCAUUCGAUUCCGGUCUUUGGUUCCAGCAGAGGAUACUGUAUCCAAAAAGUUAGCAGCAAUAAAGCACAAGGUGCACCCUAAUGCGAAGUUUGUUAAUGCAUAUGUUGUGUUUAAGGAAGAAAGUGACGCCAUUAAGGCUCUAAAUGAAAAUGGAACAGAAAUCGCCAGUGGAUUUCACAUCAGAGUUGACAUUGCAUCAAAAAACAGUUCACAUGACAAUAAACGAUCUGUAUUCUUGGGAAAUCUCUCAUAUGACAUCAGUGACGACGCCGUGCGGGAGCACUUCUCGGUCUGUGGAGACGUGGUGGCCGUGCGCGUCGUGAGGGACCGGGAGACCGGCCUGGGCAGGGGCUUUGGCUACGUCCUCUUUGAGAACACGGACGCUGUGCAUCUUGCUCUGAAGCUCAACGAGACUGUUCUGCUGGGAAGGAAGAUUCGAGUGAAGCGCUGUGGGGAGAAGUGGAAAGUGCCCCAGAAAAGUUCCAAUCCAUCUCCUGCUCCUAAGGACAGAGCUGGUACAAGGCUGAAGAACAAGAGGUGCUCUAGUGAUUCCUUUGUUGGUGAGAAGGCGACGCCGUUAAAGAAGAGCACCAAACCAAAGAGACUGAAACCGGUUCCCAGGAAAAAAUCUGGGGGGAACAAACAGACUUUUGGUAAAAAGCAAACAUCUAACAGUGUCCCUUAUAAAAACUGA